Zasmidium cellare ATCC 36951 is the source of this 1134-nucleotide messenger RNA. RefSeq lists its product as uncharacterized. NCBI's taxonomy places the organism in Eukaryota, Fungi, Ascomycota, Dothideomycetes, Mycosphaerellales, Mycosphaerellaceae. The record is from RefSeq and is a predicted model, not a curated record. Bases 1 to 1134 code for a protein of 377 amino acids. The transcript has a single exon. Gene Ontology annotation, molecular function: nucleotide binding.
AUGUCGCUCCCGAAAAAGACAUGUCGCUGGGCGGCACUAUCUCUGAGCAGCAUUGCUACAGUCUUCCUUCCGGACUUACUCCGCCAAGAGGAUGCCGAGUACAAUCACGAGCUUUGGUGCGUUAGCACAACGGGCUCGGACGAACGAGCUCGAAAGCUCUUAGAAGGCUUGAAGAUCCCUCGACAUGAUGUUGUGAAGAUUUACAGCUCGUGGGAGGUGAUGCUGAAGGAAGCCGAGUUCGAUGUCGUGUACAUCUCGACGCCUUCAGCAUUGCACUAUGGUCAUACGAUUGCCGCCCUGGAGGCGAAGCGAAGUGUCCUUGUGGAGAAGCCUGCUGCUAUGAACAAGAAGCAAUACGAGCGAUGUAUCCAGCUGGCGAAGCAAAACGAUGUCGUCCUCAUGGAAGCUCUAUGGACGAGAUACCUGCCUGCAACAAAGUACUUCCUCGAAGAGCUGCUCCCAAAGCUUGGCCCAGUCCGCCGGGUCUACUCUGAGUGGUCUUUCCCCAUAGUUUCCAACGAGAUGCCGGAAUCAUCUCGCUUCCUCGACAAGUCUGUUGGCGCUGGAAGCCUCGUGGACAUGGGAUGCUAUGCACUUACAUGGGUGGAUCUCGCUUUCAAUGGGCUGAAUUAUGACUCGGAGACGAAAGUGGCGUACUCUCACUAUUUGCCAGUACCAGAUCGGCCAGGUGACAUCGACGAUAUAACCACCACAAUACUGACCAACAAGAACGCCACAGCUCUUGUCACGACCAGUAUGACGGGACCCGGCUCAAGCAAAUGUGCUUUCUACAUGCGCUUCGGAGCAACGAAAUCCGGCAAAGCUGUCCGCAUCGAAGGCUCGCGAGCAUCAGUCGCCAUCCCUUUCCCUUCAAUUCGACCGGAAGAACUGCACGUGCAGUGGUAUGGCAACGACGUUGUCAACGAAGACGGCACAGAACGAGACGAGGUCAUCAAGAUGGAGGUCAAAGGCUGGGGUUUGUGGUAUCAAGGCGAUGUGAUUGCAAAAGCUGUUCGCGAAGGCGAAAAGGGAAUUGUCAUCGGCGAGGCGGAGUCUUUGAGGGUCCUGGACUGGUUGGAUCAAGCAAGGAGUUUGGCCGGGAUUAAGUAUGAUGAGAGCAUUGAGCGUGUAUAA